CACUACACAGUCUCCUCCAUCGCACUCUAUUUACGUGUAAAGAAGUGUAUCUGAAAAAAUACCAUGCUUGUACACAGUAUAUGGGCAAUAAUAAUGGAAUGAAGAAGAUGCGCACUACUCUGUAUUAUGCGCGCAGGUUCACCGAUUUUGCUCUGCAUAACACACUCAACUACUCUCAGUACAAUUUUAGCAAUCAGGCGGGUAGCAAGUAUUUUGGCUGAAUCUCGGACAUUUUUCAACACACAACUCCUUCCUUCUCUCUCCACACCGAGCCAGGGCAUUUUCCAAGAGACAAACAACAACCAAAUAGUAAAUAAGACACUGUUCGUUGUGAUUCACUUUUUCACAUUGGCGGAAAAAUACUGCGGAAAAUUGUGUGCACUCCUCAUCACUGUAAACUCGUAGUGAUCCUCGUGAAAAUAAAAGAGUGGACAAGUGUGAUGGUUUUCCAGCUUGGCAAAUAAGUUCGUUUUAUAUUUUUCUGUGGAGUGGACUUGCUGCAGAAGUGGAGGAAAAAUCCAUCGAGUUUUUCCUGUAAUACAUACAAAUUCCGUCCUUUAUGCGCGCCAAGUGAAAUCAUGGUUGAUGUAUAGAGAGAAGGACACUAGCGACAGUAAAAGGUAUUUGAGGAAGCAAAGAAGUCCCAGGAAUGAUUGAAGACUCGCGGAAAUCAUCUAAUGACUGAAUCAACUCAGCUGCACACAACGGAUAAUAGUAACAGCGGUGUGAAAAUGGAGCCUCCGGUGUCGCCGGCUCCAUCGGAGCAGCAGUACUCCCUCAAGUGGAACGAUUUCCAGUCGUCAAUUCUCUCGUCAUUCCGCCACUUGAGAGAUGAGGAGGACUUUGUGGACGUUACGUUGGCCUGUGAUCAGAGAUCUUUUACUGCACACAAAGUCGUCCUCAGCGCGUGCAGUCCUUACUUCAGGAAGCUCCUCAAAGCCAAUCCCUGCGAGCAUCCCAUUGUCAUCUUGCGCGAUGUGAGAGCUGAGGACGUUGAGAGUUUACUGAGGUUUAUGUACAACGGAGAGGUUCAUAUUGGGCAUGAGCAGCUGAGUGACUUCCUGAAAACGGCUCAGCUGUUGCAAGUGCGAGGGUUGGCGGACGUGAGUGGUCCUGGGAUGGGUCAUACAAUGUCCUCGUCCUCGCGACUCAGUCAUGCCGCCCUUAAUGCACAAAUUGCCACACCGACAGUACAAGAACUGAAGCCGUCUCCGGUAAGAAAAAAAACCUCGGGUUCCCUCUUGCCAUGGGAUAUGCCCGACGAUCGGUCCAGUCACUUGGUCAACACCCCACCGCCACAGAAGCGUAUCAAAAGUGUGGAUCUCUACAGGGCGCAGCAUGGGCUCAGUCCGGACAGAAAUCCAGACGCGAGCCAAAUGCGCGAGAAGGAUCGCGAGAAGAGUGAUCGGGAGGAUGAUCGCAGUCGAAAGUCGUCUCUGGAGCGCGACAGGAGUCUCGAGUUGAGGGAUUCUCUGCUGGGGCAGGCUCUCGAGGGCGGUCCCACCCUUAUUGUGCCAUCUCAGAAACACUCUGAUCUUGGGUCACUGCAGCAACAGAGCAACGGCGAGGACUCCAAUAGCAGCGAAGCGGCCUCCGACAGGGAGGACAGCGGCAUGGACGGUGCCAUGGACGGCCUCAAUGGCUCAAUAGAACACUCACGAACGCCUUCAUUCCCCAGUGCAUUUCUGGGCCUGCAGGGACUCCCACUCAUGCCCGGACCCUCUGGAAUGCACGGAGACAAUUUCGUAUCUCGCCGAUCGCUGGAGAUGCGAGUGCGCGCCACUGAUCCCAGACCCUGUCCCAAGUGUGGCAAGAUCUACAGAUCUGCCCACACGCUGCGCACCCACUUGGAGGACAAACACACCGUCUGUCCAGGCUACAGGUGUGUCCUGUGUGGCACUGUGGCCAAGUCCAGAAACUCCCUCCACUCUCACAUGUCGCGUCAGCAUCGCGGCAUCUCCACCAAGGAUCUCCCUGUCCUGCCCAUGCCCAGUCCCUUCGAUCCCGAGCUGGCCAGUCGCCUUCUCGCCAAGGCGGGUGUCAAAGUGUCCCCGGCUGAAUUGCGAGCCAGAGCCUCUCCCACCAGCGGCACUCGGAGGAACGACAUGAAGCUGGAGCUGCGCAAUCCUGGCGAUGACAGCAAUAUGGGUGACAUGGACAAUGAUCCAGAAGAUCUCACAGUGGGCAGUGCAGCUCACAAUAACAACAACAGCAAUACAAAUCGUUACUUAGAUGCAUUCAACCAUCCGAACACGACAAUAACAAGAGUGCGACAUGGAGCUCUUACACCGAAAAGCAAUGAAUCCAUCUCGAAGGACUCCCACGGGGGGCAGCUGGGAAGCAGUGCUGCCACGGGAUCAGCUAUCCUGGAUACCUACUUGCAGUUCAUCACGGAGAACACUUUUGGGAUGGGAAUAAAUCAGGAGCAAGCAGCGGCCGCUCUGCACGCGGCCAAGAUGGCCCAACUGGGCGCCAUGGGACACGGAUUGGACAAAUUGCCGCCGGGUUUCCUGCCGUCUCAAUUGGAUCUGCACAAGAUCAACAACCAGGCCAACAGCAUGGACAUCAUUGGUAAGAUUCAGCACAACUCCAGCGUGACAAUUGAGCCGUCUGGCAAGAGAGAAGGUGAGCGAUCACUUGAGAUUAAGCGGGAUGACGAGGAGCCAAUGGAUUUGGGGGCGGAGAGCACAAACACGCCGGCAGCCAAUUUGUCCAAUGACGGGGACAACAGCUCGGGCGAGGAGGGAAGCUACUCAGAUGAUGAGGGUGUGGGGAAUUCGUAGACUUGCCAAGCUUGCCCAGCGCAUCAGCCCAGAUUGAUAUUUGAAGAGAUGAUCAGAGGGAAAUAUAAAAGUUAUACGUGCGAGAGUGACUUCGCGUGAAGAUCACGACUCUCAACAUUACUUGAGGAAGCCUUAAGUUGUAUACCAAUUUUUAUGAAAAAAAAGAAAGAAACAUUAUUAUACAUUGUAAUUGAUAUUCUAAUGCUAAGGAUAUUUGGUUGAUGAAGAAUAUUAUGGGAGAAGCAUUGAGAAGAGAGCAAGAAGCCAGAAAAAAACGUACGCAUAAUCGAUAAAAAUAUUUAGUAUACGGACUUAAAUAUACGAUUUUGAGGACGAGAGAAACUGAUGGAGAUAAAAAUCUUGUAGCUGAACAGAAACAGAGAAAUUAUUAGUGUAUUUUACCAAUGUGCUAUUCAUGUUGUUUGUUAUUGGAGAAAAAAAAGGUGUAAUGGAGGAAAAAAUCUUUGAUGAAGUCGUAAAAAUAUUGCAAGUGGAUGAGAAAAAUUUGAAAUCCAUUCUUUUCUGGAUAUUUUCUUUUCUUUUCAAUUUCGAGAAAUGAAGACUAGAAGCAAGCAAAAGAAUUAAUUUAAUAUUUAUUUGUUGAUAAAUUGACGAAUGAUAAAGGAAAUUUUUAAUUGUAGAAUUACCGUGCCAUUUAAUACGAUUUUUUACGUUUUUUUUUUCCUUGCAUAUUAUUGGGGAAUCUUCUUGCCACAGCAAGUAAAAUGAUGAUUGAUGGAGGGUGUAAAUGUAAAUAGGAGUGUAGUUCGAAGUAGAGAUGAGGAAAGGUACCACAAAAUGACGAGAAAUGCAAAUUUUUAUAUCACGCCUGUUGCAAUAUCCCCCUGGAAAUGAUAUACCUCAGCAAACUCAGUUUUUUACACUGUAUUUUAUAAAGAAGAAAUAGAAAUGAGAUGAAGUAAAAACCGAUGAAAUACCACAAAACUUAUUAUACAUGUCAUAUAGGAAAUAGUUGUAGACAUUAACAUAAUUAAAGUUUAUAGAAGAGGAAUAUUUAAAGUGAGAUAUAUUCUUAACAGAUUAAAUCCAAUUUUCUACCUCAGAACAGAAGAUAUUCUAUUAUUUUUGCAUAGAGUUAUAGUUGUUUUUUCUUAAUUUUAUUCUUACAUCACCGGUCAAUAGUGAUUUUUUUUUCAAAUCUCAGUGAUACAAAAUAGAGCAGAAUUGAAAAUCUCCUUUAUAUAGAAACGAUAGUACUUCCAAUGUUGAUUAAGUGCUUCCCGUUUGUUGAAUUUUUUUCCGUCUCGGUGAAUUUAUAAGUUGUUUUUAGAGAAACCGAAAAGUAAACCAGCUUCCAUUUACAAGUUAAACUCUAAUUUACAAUCUCAUUCAAGUACAACCUUCUAAACAUUCUCAGCAGCAGACUUUCUUUUUUCUAAUGAAUACGGAAAAUAAGUAACACGAAAAGGAGACUCAGGGAACAGAAUGACAACCAAAUAUGAGACUUUUCUCAAGUCCAUGGAAUUCUUGAACGGGUAACACAGAAAUCUUUCCAUCCAAGUCGUGCAUUUUCCCAUGUGAACCGUCAAAGAAGUACUAAAGGGUGGAAUUUUCGGGAUUGCCUAUCUCUAGUGGGGGAAUUUGUAGUGGAGGAAAUACUCCGCCCACUUGAAUGCUCCGCCCAUUCACAAAUGUAGACAACUUCAGGGCGAAGAUGUGACAAUCUCCUGCUAAAGCAAGGCUCAAAUCCCAUUUUUUCUUGAGGAGGAGAGAACAAUGCACAAUAUUUCAUAUAGCAAUACAGAUCUUAGGGUGUAAAGACUUUCAUGUACAAAUCGCUUAAAGCUCCUUAGAUGGCUCCUUCUGUUGCUCUUACGUUUAAAACUCAUAAUUAUUACCUCACUAAUGGUUAAAUAUCACGGGUAUUUUCAUGACAAAAUGCAGAUUAAGAGUUAAGUGUAGAAAUGACUUACAGCAAGAAUGUGACUUGUAUUGAUUUAUACCUCAAUUUUUGUUUGGGACUAGAAGACAGCAAGCAAGAGAGAUAAAAUAAUUACUAUCUAAAUAGUGAAGAAGAUGAGUAAAAAAUUCUUAUAGAAUAGUCGAUAUCUUUAAAAAUGAUGAGAGAAGGUGACGAGGCCACGAGUGAAGAAUGUAUAGAAGAAAUUGUGUUUUAUUGUCAAUAUAUGUUUGUAAAACUAUUUGAGGAGUGCAGAAGAGAGUAGAGGAAAUCUCUGCAGUUGGUUAGAGAGGGAGAGAGGAAGAGAGAGAGAGAGAGGAGAUAUUGAGAGUAAUAAAGUAAGUUUUAUUAUCACGUAGAAAUAUACCCUUAAAGAUAGUGGAAGAUGAAGUGUAGGAAUAUAUAUAGUCCUAGUUUAAAUCAUUAGAAUGGUAAAUAGUUUAUUAUUUGAAUUUAUCAUGAGAAAACCAUUGUUGUGAACUUUAUUGGAGAGCGAACGGGAAACUUUAUGAUAAACAUGCACUAUAGAAAACUGAUGAGAAAUAGUUUAGAUGCGAUCUUGAAUUCCAGAAAAUCGUACUUAAUAUUUUUGUAUUGGGUUUGGUUGUUUUUUCACAAUUAUUUUGCAAAUCUUUUGGAAAGAUGUUACUAAAAAAAAAGAGCAUAAACUGUGUGAUGAAUUGUUUAGCUUUCUUUGGGAUUUUUGUGUAGACAUUUUUUAUUUGGAAAGAGAAAAAAAAAGUGAAUGAAGAACUAGAGAAAAUUAACAAAAUUAUAGUUGGAUGGAGAUUUUUUAGUGUUGUAAUAUCCAGUUUAACUGAAAUUUCUACGCGAGCUUACUAAAAAAUGUUUCUUUUUUAUUAUCAUUUAUACUUCACAUUUGUUUUGUUUAUUUGACUUCUUUUGGGCAAAUUCAACUGUGAAAAGCAAUUUGCGCACAUUAACAGAGAAUUUACCACUGUUAAAGGGUUAAAUAAAAGAGAAGAAUAAAUACAAAUAGUACGGGUGCCUUUGAAUGAAUUUUAAUAGUGAAAAAAAGAAGAUGAAAUUGAAUAAUAAAACGUAAUAUUAGCCAGCUUGGCUCAAAGUUCCUAUAUAGUAAUUUGAUGAUGAAAAUGAAGAUGAAUAGAGAAUGGAAAUCACAUUUUUGUAUGCGAAAAUCCAUCCAUUUUUUCGGAAGUAUAAAGAUGAGAAUAUAAGUAAAAAAUAUAAAACAGUCCGUCAUUGAGCAAGUUUCCUUAUGAUUUCGCCACAUUUUGACCUUUUUCUUUUUAAUUGUUCAAGAGAUAGCAAAGUUAGUAGAAUUCAUUGUGGAAGGAAUAAUUGACAAGAGAAUGCAAAUAACUGAUAUGUGUAAAAUUAAAACAUAGCUGAUAUAUUUAAUGUAUAAAAUAGUGCAAAUAAUAAAGUGUAUAUGCUGCCAUAAGUAAAGAUAUUAAGCAAGUUUGCAAGAGAAAUUUAAGCGAUGCCUCAUCACAUUAAAUUUCAUGUACCAUUCUUUCAGUUCUUUUGCCCUGUGUGGAGAUUUUACAAAAAAGAAAACAUGUCGAGAGAUUUUUGGCAAAAUAAAGCUUCAGUUGGUGCAAUAACCACGAGAAUAGCAA
Messenger RNA from Phlebotomus argentipes, 6308 nucleotides. It is a transcript of the gene ab, whose product is annotated as protein abrupt. Bases 678 to 2783 code for a protein of 701 amino acids. The record is from RefSeq and is a predicted model, not a curated record. Gene Ontology annotation, cellular component: nucleus. Gene Ontology annotation, molecular function: protein binding. NCBI's taxonomy places the organism in Eukaryota, Metazoa, Arthropoda, Insecta, Diptera, Psychodidae. The transcript has 8 exons. Gene Ontology annotation, biological process: regulation of transcription by RNA polymerase II.